Messenger RNA from Chaetomium globosum CBS 148.51, 321 nucleotides. RefSeq lists its product as uncharacterized. NCBI's taxonomy places the organism in Eukaryota, Fungi, Ascomycota, Sordariomycetes, Sordariales, Chaetomiaceae. The record is from RefSeq and is a predicted model, not a curated record. The transcript has a single exon. Bases 1 to 321 code for a protein of 106 amino acids.
AUGACCGCCCAACAACAACAACAACAACCCACCCUCUCCGCAACCUACACCUCCACCACCAACGCGCCCUUCACCGUUUCCCUUACCCUCCCCUGCGCCGCCGACAGCACAACUCUCGAACACAAGACCAAGUACCUUUCCGAGCUUCGGCAAUCGGUGAUAUCCGCCCAGGGGCAGAUCAACCGGGAGCUCACGGCGCGCAUGGAGGAGGACAAGGCGCGGGAGGCAAGCACAGCGAAGGCCAACGGGACCAAGGUCGUCGACGACGAGAAGGAGGAGGAGAAUUACGGCGAGGAGGUGCAAGAGGAGGAGGAGGAUUAG